This is a messenger RNA of Fusarium sp. VM40, 1503 nucleotides long. The record is from the annotation of a GenBank genome assembly. NCBI's taxonomy places the organism in Eukaryota, Fungi, Ascomycota, Sordariomycetes, Hypocreales, Nectriaceae.
AUGCCUCUAUACCCAACGGCAGUUUCGGAGCCAGAACUUGGAAUUGCAUCAAGUUCCGACGUAACAACUAUUAGAGAAACACAGGUGUCGAACGCAAUGACUCCUAAUCAAAGCCCAUCCUUGAUCAAAAUGGUGGAGGAGAAAGACGAGGCCAUGGUGAUGUCCCCAAAGGAAAUCAAACUGCCGGAACAGCGCGGCACAGAGAUGACACGCGAAUUCCAGUACAAACACGCGUCGACAUACCGCAAGAUCUUUGCGUUUAUCUUCAUCGCCAACGCAUCCGUGUUCAUCGCGCUCAUGGUGACAUCUCGAGCAAUGCCUCUGUCUAGGGACGCUGCGAGUGCGGCCUCGGCAAACCUCAUGGUCUGCAUCCUAUUUCGCCAGGAAGAAUUUGUCAAUCUUUGCUACGAAAUCGCCAUACUCGCUCCGCAUUCUUGGCCGUUGAGCAUCCGGAAACGCCUGGCCAAGGUGUUCCACUAUGGAGGCUUUCACAGUGGUGCCGGAGUCGCUGCUACCGCCUGGUAUCUAACUUACACCAUCCUGGCAACGCAAGAGUGGGCUGAGGAUAGGAAAGAGUACAGACUCGUCAACAUGAUCACUGGUUGGGUCGUGGUCACCAUGUUCUUCAUCAUUCUUGUCGCAGCUUACCCAAGCAUCCGAAGGAAGUUCCAUGACCAUUUCGAGGCCUUUCACCGUUUCGCUGGUUGGAUCUCUUUACUCUCAUUCUGGGUGCACAACAUUGUCUCUGCUCGAGUUUCCGCACACGAGUGGGACAAGUCUAUCUCUUACGCUUUGGUCCGGUCUCCCAACUUCUGGUGCCUCUGCGUCACAACUUCAUGUACAGUGGCCUCUUGGUCCCGAUUGCGCCGCCGCGUGGUAUAUCCCGAGAAGCUGAGUGACCACGCCACACGCCUUCACUUCAAAUACCGAGGCAUGAAGCCAUUCUACGGUCUCAAGAUCAGUGAUAAGCCUUUGACUGAGUGGCACGCCUUUGCUACCAUCCCCGACAUCGAGCCUGAGUCUGGUAAAGUCAACGGCUUCAGUGUUGUCGUUUCCAAUGCUGGAGACUUCACCAAGAAGCAGAUUAUGAACGCGGAUGAGCGAAAGCUCUGGGUUCGUGGAGCACCUCUUCAUGGGCUGCUUUACACCACAAGACUAUUCCGAAGAAUUGUCAUCGUCGCUACCGGAUCUGGUAUCGGACCCUGUCUAUCUCUGCUAUACGCCGACGUGACACCGCGUCGUGUCCUCUGGUCUACUCGCGACCCUGAAAAGACAUACGGGCCAACUGUAGUAAGCGCGGUGCAGCGGGCAGACCCAAAUGCAGUCAUCUGGAACACGACGACUCGAGGAUAUCCAGAUAUUGUUCUCGAGACUUACAAGCUAGUGGUAGAGUCAGAUGCAGAGGCAGUUUACAUCAUUUCGAACCCUAAGGUCACUGAAAAAGUCGUGUUCGGGAUGCGAAGUCGGGGGGUAGUAGCUUACGGAGCCAUUUUUGACUCUUGA